This is a messenger RNA of Microthlaspi erraticum, 330 nucleotides long. The record is from the annotation of a GenBank genome assembly. Lineage: Eukaryota; Viridiplantae; Streptophyta; Magnoliopsida; Brassicales; Brassicaceae.
AUGGAUGAGGCAUUUCAUCAGUUACAACACCAGCCCAUUGGAGCCACUUUGGCAAUCUUUCUUCCCGAUUACGUCAGAGACCAGAAAGGGAUUUAUGGAGGACCAACCAGGGCGGGUUCUCGGCUUGCCAGCUUUCACGCUGUCUCUUUGGUUGCUGAGGACGAAGAUGAGAAUGGGGAGAGGUAUGUCUUGGCUAGAUCAAGUGAAGGAGAUGACUUUGGUCAUGACGGAUGCAUAGAGGUUUCGUAUGAUACCUUAAUUCUCUGCCUGAGCAGUGUUCCGUACCCUACGUCACAGCUCUACACUACUGUUCAAUUUCGUCUACCCUAG